Exophiala oligosperma is the source of this 833-nucleotide messenger RNA. RefSeq lists its product as uncharacterized. Gene Ontology annotation, cellular component: mitochondrion. The transcript is spliced from 2 exons. The record is from RefSeq and is a predicted model, not a curated record. Gene Ontology annotation, molecular function: flavin adenine dinucleotide binding; flavin-dependent sulfhydryl oxidase activity. Bases 95 to 655 code for a protein of 186 amino acids. Lineage: Eukaryota; Fungi; Ascomycota; Eurotiomycetes; Chaetothyriales; Herpotrichiellaceae.
CCAACUUGUUUGAUUCUUCUGUAGGCAUCUUGGGUGUUGAGACCAGCGCAGAAAGCAUCGUCAAGAGGUUCGGUUGAGCGGAGGAGGUGAGCAAAUGUCUUUUCCGUCCUCGGGCCUGGUAUCUAGCUCGAGAGACGAUACUGUGACGAGACACGAUGCGCCACCUAAACAGCCUCCUCCAGGCGUCGUCCUGGACAAAGACGGGAAACCAUGUCGAACCUGCACGUCGUCCGCCGCAUGGAUGGCGAUGAUGAAAUCCUCGACCGGCAAAACCACCAAGCCGGUAGUCCCAAUCACCACGCCAGCGUCGGAUUGUCCGCCCGACGUCGAGGAACUCGGUCGGUCUACCUGGACACUCCUCCACAGCAUAGCAGCUACGUACCCUGAAAAUGCCCCUCCGGAGACGCAGUCGAUCACGAAGCAAUUUAUAUCCACAUUUUCAAAACUAUAUCCCUGCUGGGUCUGCGCCGAUGAUUUUCGAGCGUGGAUGGCCAAACCAGGCAACGAACCAAAGGUCAAAGGGCAAGAGGAACUUGGCCAAUGGAUGUGCCAGGCCCAUAAUGUCGUCAAUGUCAAGCUGGGAAAGCCCGAGUUCAACUGCAACUUGUGGAAGCAGAGGUGGAAAGACGGCUGGGACGAUGGCCGAUGUGAUUGAAUGAAAGACACAGGCUUUGAGCGAGGUUUGAUGGAUAUGCACACCUAUUACACCUUCUGCUCUACGACCGGCGAUGGCGCACUAUCUCCUCUCUGUAUAACAGACUCUCAUGUAUAGACUCAUGUAUAGAAUGUACCACGACUAGACAUUUUAUGGAAAAAAGGACAUUUGAAUUAAU